Molecule: messenger RNA, 882 nt
Organism: Pseudovirgaria hyperparasitica
Lineage: Eukaryota; Fungi; Ascomycota; Dothideomycetes; Acrospermales; Acrospermaceae
Exons: 3
Coding region: 242-805 (187 amino acids)
Source: RefSeq, a predicted model, not a curated record
CCCGGUCAACUCGCUUUAUAAGUCUUCACUAUCUCGCCGCAGUCCUCGUGCCUCAAUCCCUUAGCCGCUCACCCCUCCUUAAUUGCUGGCAUUACACGUCCAUUGCUGCCUACAUAUUCAAACUGUCGUACCCCGGUGGAUCGCGAUCAACUUGAGAAUCUAAGCCGUAUCCCCGUUGCGAGCUACACUCUUCCCGCAGUCCGCGUGUUAUAUUAUAUCCCCGAUACCCCGCCAGCCCAACAUGGAGACCAUCACGAACGCCGCAAAUGCAGCAGUGACCACAGCCAGCAAAAUGGUUUUUGGAGAAGCAAACCCAACAACAUCCUCCACUGAUGACUACACGACCAAGAGCGUAGCUGCCAAAGAUACCGGCGCCGCAGAACCCACCAAGGACACCUCCGCCGAUAUACCAGCCGUUAAAGAGACCGAAGAGACCCCCAAGGAAGAUACCGAGGAGAAGACUGAUAGCAAGCCCAAAGAAGGCAGCAAGCAACACCCUGAAGCUGACCCCACUGGCAUCCUCGCUCACAAGUCGAACGCCCCGGAAACUCAUUUCCAUGCAGACAAGCCAGACGCUGGAGACGAUAGAAAGGAAGCCAACCCAACGGUCGAGCCGCCAGCGAAGACUAUUGCGCAGAAGGAGCCUGGCUCAGGGGUAACUGAGCCAUUAAACAAGGAGCCGUUGGAUACCAGUAAGGAUGCCAAGAAAGAGACUGCAACAUCACCGUCCCCGUCUGGCAAGGAGAAGGUUAGCAAGCUGGCCAAGCUCAAGGAGAAGCUGCAUAUUGGGAGCAAGAAGGAGUAACUGGGUGGUCUUGACCUAUGCGCGGCUAUUGUUUACCUAUACUUUGGCAUUGUUUACUUGAUGUCCUGCAUGCGGGG